UCACCAAACACUGUAAUGCCUUCAACACCUCUCCAACUGUCUGGUUUUCUCAGUGGAGACACCAUUGAAGUCAAAGGGGACACUGGGAAUUUGAAAUUCUCAGUACAAUUCAGUGUGCAGAAAAAACAUACACCUGAUCAUCAGAACCACAGCCUCCUCAACUCUCUGGAUGCAAAUGCAUGUUACCCAGAAAACCAUUUCUCUGAGAAUUCAAGUUUUUCUUCAUAUAUGACCCCAAAUGCUGUUCAAGAAGUGGAAGAUCACCAAAGUGCUUCUUGUACACAACCUUCAAAGGGUAAUGAAAUAAUUGAGUCUACUGAGACAAGAAAUAUUGUGACAAGGCUGAGGAGUGGGGUGAUGUCUCCUGUCAACUAUUUUCCUCCAAUAUCAUCAGGCAGGAGUUUAAUGAGGCCUUGUUGUGGUGGGAGUGAGAAAUCAAGGAAGAAAAACAGAGGAAAGCUUGAUGUGUUUGAGAGACUGCUUAGAAGGCAUAGUUCCCCUAUAAAGCCAUGCACUUCUUAUUCUUUCUUUGUGAUGGCAACUUGGGGUGUUGUUAAGUCCUCUUCAUUUGGUGAAACAAGUAAGCAACUUGGUCGAAUGUGGUGCCAACUCCCUCAAACCGAGAAAAGGUUGUACGAGGAGAUGGCUAUGAAGGACAAUGCAAGGUACAAGAUGCAAUGCAUGCAGUUGAUGGGAAAGCCACUCAGAGUACUGCAAAAAGGUAGAAGAAGUGGAUAGCAAGACAUGGC
Messenger RNA from Prunus dulcis (almond), 749 nucleotides. RefSeq lists its product as uncharacterized. Lineage: Eukaryota; Viridiplantae; Streptophyta; Magnoliopsida; Rosales; Rosaceae. Bases 16 to 738 code for a protein of 240 amino acids. Gene Ontology annotation, molecular function: DNA binding, bending. The transcript has 2 exons. The record is from RefSeq and is a predicted model, not a curated record.